AUGAUGGUCAACUAUACGGGAACUGGCCUGGUGGAUCCAAUCACAGUCUUAUCCAAGACGAACUGCACAUGUCAGCCGGGACACUACUGUUUCCGAAUGAAAGGGCAAGUUGGGCGGUUUUAAGGAGGUUUUUCGGCAUCAACAUGGGUUGUGUCACAAGCAGGGAGUCUUUCGGGGGAUUCAGAGUUCUUUUUUAAAUUUUGGAAGCAUUUUCUGAACUAGCCACAUACUAUAAAUGAUGCGGCUUCCGAAAGUUUAGGUCGCGCUUUUAGGCAACGGCUGAGAUAUUCAACAAUGUUUUUUUUAAGAGGUCACAAAAUGAGUGGAGCCGUCCAGACGAGAAAGGGUUUUGCGAGACAGAGUAGAGUUUUACCUGUUCGUUUCUGUCCGGAAAAUUUUGAUUUUUUGUAGAAAAGUUGGAAGCCGUAGUAGCAGAUGACUCUAAUGUUACGCUUUUUCAAAAGUGCAGACACAUUUUCCGGCCUUUUUUGCACCGCACAGUGCAAGUUUCGUGUUCCCCGCGCGACACGAUCCGAUUCGAAACAUUUUGCACUGUGCAAUUUCAAAAAAUUCGCGCCGGCUCCGUUGAGAAAAGCUUGCGUCGCAGCGAUAUCCGGUUGCACAGUGCAAAAGUUCAAAACGCACCCCGCAAAACGGAGGUUUGUGCACGGUGCGGCCCGCGACAAAAUGUGUCUGCACUUUUGAAAAAGCGUAAUAUUUGAAAACCUAAAAAAAUUUUUUGACAGGUUCCAAUAAAGAAAAUUUUGGUAGUAUUGGGGGAUGCGAUUUAUGUGCCUAAAAUCACGGAGUAAAAAAUAUUUUUUUUUCUCUGACUGUAUCCGCUCUCUUCAUGAUGUCUCGUCUACAGUGACCGUUGGAUAACCCGACUGUCCAUGUAAACCACCAUCUAAACUUUUUGAGAAUCGAUUUGGCCAUUGAGUAUUUCACUUGUCAUCAAAAAUCAAGAAUAAAAUUUUCAAAAAGAUUUUUUUUGUCUUUUGAUACUAUUAUUUGCAUUUUUCAGAUGGCGGUACCCUCAAUUCUGCCUCCCAAGUUGGUACAACCCAGCCGAAACUAUGAGUUACAAUAUUGAAGCCGAAAUCGAACGUCGAAAUACAUUACUCAUCACACCCGGAGUCAUGAUGAUUACAAUUAUCAUUCUGGUCAUCCUUAUUGUAAGCAAUUAUGGAUUUUAUUGAGAACGCCAAGUUUCGCCUCUUUUGUCAUCAUAUUUUGUCAAUUUCAGAUUUUUCUCGUGGCCGGAAUCGGAUUGGCCAGAAGAGAAAGAUUUAUUUGGACAACGGUCAAGGACCCGCACUUCGAGAUGCCCGAGAGGGGAAAUUAG
Bursaphelenchus xylophilus (pine wood nematode) is the source of this 1345-nucleotide messenger RNA. Lineage: Eukaryota; Metazoa; Nematoda; Chromadorea; Rhabditida; Aphelenchoididae. The record is from the annotation of a GenBank genome assembly.